Molecule: messenger RNA, 1463 nt
Organism: Trichoderma virens Gv29-8
Lineage: Eukaryota; Fungi; Ascomycota; Sordariomycetes; Hypocreales; Hypocreaceae
Exons: 1
Coding region: 230-1141 (303 amino acids)
Cellular component (GO): cytoplasm
Molecular function (GO): phosphoadenylyl-sulfate reductase (thioredoxin) activity
Source: RefSeq, a predicted model, not a curated record
CUUUCAUUCUUUGCUCCCAUAGACCUUUGACUGGCAUCCCCCUUUGAUCAGUGACACUCUUCUCUCCAAGAAACUAGUCCCGAAGAAAGACAGCCACUUGAACCUCUGAAUCAUCUCGCACUUGCGAAUACAAUUCUCCUCUCAGGCACAACAACCCAAGCACCUCUUCGGUUGCCCAACCAAGAGAUCACCUCAAUCAUCCACAAAGGCCUCCUUCUCUUUCGUCGUCAUGUCCGUCAUCAUGGAGCAGUCGACGGCUCAGUCGUCUUAUACCCACAAGAUUGAUGCCAACGACAUCGAAUCUGGCUAUGUCUCCGGCCAGUCCGAUUACUCUCCGUCACCGCGAGAAGAGAAGCCCGUUGUUUCCCUCAGCAAGUCUCACAUCGAAUACCUCAACCAGCAGAUGGAGACCAUGCACCCCAUGGACAUCCUCCGCUUCUGCAGAAUCAUGUUCCCCAACCUCUACCAGUCAACGGCGUUUGGCCUGACAGGUCUCGCCACCAUGGACAUGCUGUCCAAGAUCCAGGCGGAGAACCCAGAGUCCCGCACUGUGGACCUCAUCUUCCUUGACACUCUGUACCACUUCAAGGAGACAUAUGAGCUUGUCGACCGAGUCAGGGAAAGAUAUCCCAACGUCCCCAUCCACGUCUUCAAGCCCGACGGCAUGGAGACUGCCCAGCAGCUUGAGGAGACGUAUGGAGAGGAGUUUUACCACACUGCCGGCGACAUGUAUGACUGGAUCGUCAAGGUCGAGCCCCUUCAGCGAGCAUAUGAAGAGCUCAAGGUGGCAGCAGUGCUCAACGGCCGUCGACGAUCUCAGGGUGCAGCCCGUGGCUCCAUCCCCAUCAUCGAGCUCGAUGAGGAGAGAAACAUUGUCAAGAUCAACCCCAUGGCCGCUUGGUCCUUUGCCCAGGUCAACGCGUACAUCAAGGAGAACAAUGUCCCCUACAACGCCUUGCUUGACCAGGGCUACAAGUCGGUUGGCGACUGGCACUCGACCAGCCCGGUCGGCGAGGGAGAAGAUGAGCGUGCCGGCCGCUGGAAGGGCCAGAACAAGACCGAAUGCGGCAUCCACAACAAAAAGUCCAAGUACGCCGAGUUUAUUGCUCAGCAGGAGAACCAGGUUGCGCCUGUUUCAUGAGCGUACGCGUCUGUUCCUCUCAACCGAGGCGCUCUCUCCGUACGCAGGACCGGGGAACCUGGAUAGAUUUGUUAUGACAUGAUGACCUUUAAUGGCAUUGGCGAUUGGAGUCUUGGGAGUUGCAUCGAUGGACCAGCAUUGGAUGGGGGUUUGACCCCAUAGAUAUAUCAUGGGCGGCGUUCGGCUUGAUUUUGUUUCUUUUUCCUUGACCCUUCUUAUCCCGAGAAUUCACCGACUGAGCAGGUUUCUGACAAAAAGGCGGCAUCACAUGCCCGUGGCAGUAGAUAGCGGGAGUGAAAUAAAGAAAAGUAAUUCAGUAUCG